Molecule: messenger RNA, 2532 nt
Organism: Melitaea cinxia (Glanville fritillary)
Lineage: Eukaryota; Metazoa; Arthropoda; Insecta; Lepidoptera; Nymphalidae
Gene: Cul5
Product: cullin-5
Exons: 4
Coding region: 139-2478 (779 amino acids)
Biological process (GO): SCF-dependent proteasomal ubiquitin-dependent protein catabolic process; protein ubiquitination
Cellular component (GO): Cul5-RING ubiquitin ligase complex; SCF ubiquitin ligase complex
Molecular function (GO): ubiquitin protein ligase binding
Source: RefSeq, a predicted model, not a curated record
UAGUUUCGAAGUGUCGUAGGCGGAAAAUUUAAUCGAAGUAAAAUAAUCUAGCAUAACAGUAUACUUUGAGAUAUUAUGGUAAAAGAAAGUUUCGUCCCUUCAUUGAGUUUAUGUUACUUUAAAUAGGUCACGUUAAAGAUGCUAAAGGACAAGGGGCAAGUUACAUUUGAAGAUAAAUGGCCAUCCAUGCGCCCGAUAGUGUUGAAGUUACUAAAACAAGAACCAGUAACUCAAAUAGAAUGGCAAGAUCUUUUUGUAGCAGUACAUUCGGUUUGCCUGUGGGAUGAUAGGGGUCCUUACAAAUUAAGAGAUGCACUUCAACAGGAUAUCAUGAUGUACAUAAAACAGGCUCAAGCUCGUGUUCUAGCACAACGUGAGGAUCAGGCACUUUUAAAAGCUUAUAUAGCUGAAUGGGGUAAAUUUUUCACUCAGUGCAAUUAUUUACCAACUCCAUUUCGCCAGUUAGAAAAUUCCAUUAAUAAUAUAAGUAAAGGGACGAGUUCAAAUGCAUCCAAUUCUCAAAAGAAGAAUAAUAACAAUAACAUUGAAGAUAGUUUAGUACGAAAAUUGAUGUUGGAUUCUUGGAACCAGAGUAUUUUUAUGGAUAUCAAGCAAAGAUUACAAGAUUCCGCGAUGAAAUUGGUACAAGCCGAACGCAAUGGUGAAUCUUUUGAUUCACAACUGGUUAUAGGUGUUAGAGAAUCUUAUGUUAAUCUGUGCUCAAAUUUAAUUGAUAAGCUUCAAAUAUAUAGAGAAAAUUUUGAAGCAGCAUAUAUGCAAGCAACAGAAGAAUUUUAUAAGUUAAAAGCAAGUGAACAUUUAUUAUCAAAUGGUGUACAGUCAUAUAUGAAAUAUGCAGAUCAAAGACUCAAGGAAGAAGAAGCUAGAGCACAUAGAUAUUUAGAGCCAGGCAGCGGCAGCGUGGCUGCUCUCACUCAGUGUUGUGAAAGAGUUCUUAUAGGGGAACACCUUCCAACCCUGCUAGCUGAAAGUGCACCUCUAAUAAAAGCUGGAGAAACAGAAAAAUUACAGCUGAUGUUUCGUCUCGUUGACAGAGUUCCUGAUGGUGUUACACCAAUACUAAGAGAUUUAGAAGCUCAUAUUGUAUCUGCAGGUUUGGCUGACAUGGUUGCAUCAGCUGACAUAAUAACGACAGAUUCUGAAAAAUAUGUUGAACGUCUUUUAGAUUUGUUUAAAAAGUUUAGUAUGUUGGCAAAGGAAGCUUUUAUGGAUGAUCCUAGGUUUUUGACAGCUAGGGAUAAAGCUUACAAGUGUGUUGUGAAUGAUACUACAGUUUUUAAAUUAGAAUUGCCAUCAUCUGCUUUAAUACGUGGCAGCAAAGGCACAGCACCAGAAAGUAAAUGUCCAGAACUGCUCGCUAACUACUGUGAUAUGUUGUUACGUAAAACACCAUUGAGUAAGAGAUUAACAAGUGAACAGAUAGAAUUUAGGUUAAGAGAUGUUUUAUUAGUGUUAAAGUACAUUGAAAACAAGGAUGUAUUCAUGCGUUAUCAUAAAGCACAUCUUACUAGGAGAUUAAUAUUAGACUCCAGUGCAGAUUCCGAGAAAGAAGAAGACAUGGUUGAGUGGCUGCGUGAAGUUGGAAUGCCUGCAGAUUACGUUAACAAACUUGCUCGCAUGUUCCAAGACAUUAAAGUAAGUGAGGAUCUGAAUACCCAAUUCAGAGGUGAAACUACAAGACAUGAUGCAAUUAAUAUUAAAAUUCUUAAUGCUGGUGCUUGGGCUAGAGGUUCAGAGAGAGUAACCGUAAGUCUUCCAUUAGAGUUAGAAGACUAUAUUCCAGAAGUAGAAGAAUUUUAUAAGAAAAAACAUUCAGGUAGAAAAUUGCAGUGGUAUCACCAUAUGAGUAAUGGUACAAUCACAUUUGCUAAUUCAGUAGGUAGAUUUGAUUUGGAUGUAACCACUUUUCAAAUGGCAGUCUUGUUUGCUUGGAAUCAAAGACCUAUGGAGAAAGUGACAUAUGAAAAUUUAAGACUUGCCACAGAAUUACCUGAUCCUGAAUUAAGAAGAACCUUGUGGUCUUUAGUUGCGUUUCCUAAACUCAAAAGGCAGCUAUUGUGCUAUGAGCCAGUUGUACAAAAUCCAAAAGAUUUUUCUGAAAAUACAAUAUUUUGGGUUAAUCAAGAGUUUGCUCUUAUUAAAAAUGGAAAGCCACAAAGAAGAGGUAAAAUAAAUUUAAUUGGAAGGCUCCAACUUAGUACUGAACGGUCUCAAUUAGAAGAUAACCACUCAAUUGUUCAAUUGAGAAUUCUAAGGACUCAAGAAGCUAUAAUAAAAAUAUUAAAGAUGAGGAAACGCAUCACAAAUAGUGCUCUUCAGAGUGAACUUGUCGAAAUCCUUAAGAAUAUGUUCCUACCAUCGAAAAAGAUGAUAAAAGAACAAUUAGAAUGGCUUAUUGAACACAAGUAUAUGCGUCGUGAUGAUGAAGAUAUCAAUACCUUUAUAUAUAUGGCCUAACAUUAAUAUCUAAAAUGUACAUUGAACAACUCCAAUAAAUUAUUUACUCAUACA